Spodoptera frugiperda (fall armyworm) is the source of this 2222-nucleotide messenger RNA. Its product is annotated as esterase FE4. Lineage: Eukaryota; Metazoa; Arthropoda; Insecta; Lepidoptera; Noctuidae. Bases 186 to 1802 code for a protein of 538 amino acids. The record is from RefSeq and is a predicted model, not a curated record. The transcript has 4 exons.
UUGUAUCUACAUACAAGUAGCAACAAUUACAACGCGAUUACGCUACAAACAGUACAAACAGAACGGCUCGAAUAGGCGCGCGGGCACCGCCUCGCAAAAAAUUGAUUUGUGACGCCCAUAAAUUAAAUUAACAAAUCAUUAUUAUUUUGCCACGGUGUACACUUGUGAACAUAAGUGUGGGGACGAUGGUGCAAGUGAGAGUGAGCGAUGGUGUGCUGGAGGGCGAGCAGGUCCAGAAUGAGUUCGGAGGGUCGUUCUACAGGUUCAGAGGAAUACCGUACGCCCAGCCACCUCUUGGAGACCUCCGGUUUAAGGCACCGCAACCAAUUAAACCAUGGCAAGGUGUACGGCAGGCCAAACAAUUUGGCCCAGUGUGUUACCAGUUCAACCCCACCAACCCUGGACUAUCAAACAUGAGUGAAGACUGCUUAUACGUGAAUGUUUAUACUCCAGACGUUAAGCCUCAAACCCCUCUUCCUGUAAUGGUUUGGAUCCAUGGAGGAGGAUACGUAUGGGGAAGUGGCAAUGACGACCUCUACGGACCAGAAUUUUUAAUCAGACAUAAUGUAGUUCUAGUCACAUUCAACUACAGACUCGAAGUUCUCGGCUUUCUUUGCCUUGACACUGCAGACGUUCCAGGCAAUGCUGGCAUGAAAGAUCAAGUAGCAGCCCUGAGAUGGGUUAAAAGAAACAUUGCCAACUUUGGAGGCAACCCUGACAACAUCACAAUAUUUGGUGAAAGUGCCGGUGCUGGUAGUGUUUCACAUCAUUUAAUAUCCCCAAUGUCCAAGGGCCUCUUCAACAGAGCAAUCCCACAGAGUGGAGCCACCACAUGUUUUUGGGCUACAGCAUUCGAACCAAAAGAAAAAGCUAUACUUCUCGCUAAACAACUGGGUUUUCAUUCAGAGGAUGAAAAAGAACUAUAUGAAUUCUUCAAAAAACAGCCGUGUGAAAAUCUGGUCAACUUAAAAUUACAAGUAACGACAUCACAGAAGUCUUAUGAGAUUCAUUUCAGUAUUGCAAAUGAGAAAGAUUUUGGACAGGAAAGAUUUUUCUAUGGCGAUUACGUCGACGCAAUGAAAAACAAUUUGCAGGAAGGUGUAGACAUUAUGACGGGUUACACAAAGGAUGAGUGUACAAUAUCGAUAUCCAUCGGUGGACCACUGGAAGACAUUCUUGCAAAAGCACAGAGAUACCGGGAAUUUUUCGCUCCCAAACUGAUACAGAACUACGGGACGAUAACUGACCAGUUAGAAGCUGCACGGAAGCUACAAAAGUUUUAUUUCAAAAACGAGAGAGUAUCGAAAGACAAUAUUGAUACUUUAAUGAAAUACAUAAGCGUUGACAUGUUCGUCCAUGGCGUGAUGUUGGCUGCGAAGUUCUAUUCAAGGAAGAAUAAAGUUUACUUUUACAAAUUCAAUUGUUACUCCGAGAGGAAUGUCUUCACGGAUGCCUUUUGCGUCGGCCAUCUGAACGAAGGCCGGGAAGUAGUAAGUCAUGCGGAUGAUUUGGCAUAUCUCUUCCCAGUGAAACUUUUCACGCAAAAAGUUGAUAAAACAUCGGACACAUUCAAACUGAUUGACAGGGUCACUAAACUUUGGACAAACUUCGCCAAAUACGGAAACCCAACUCCAGAUGACAGCUUAGGAGUAAAGUGGCUCCCUUACACCCUAGCAGCUCAGGACUAUAUGGACAUUGGUGACAAGCUGAUCCCUGGUAAUUCACCAGACCAGGAAGAACUUGACUUCUGGGAGUCUAUAUUUCAACAGUACCUGCCUAAAUUCAGUAUGUUAAACAAAUAACAAUUCACCACAAUAGUGCCAGCACAACAAGCUAUACCAAACUGUUUGUAACAGAUAUCUAUUUCUAUGAUGAUAAAGUUGAAAAUGUUUUUGGGUUAGCUUGAUGUGCUUGCGUCUUGUAGUGCUAAGAACUAAUUUUGUUUUUGUUUUAUAGUAAGAAAAGUCUUUACUUGAUAGGAUUUGUUAAAAGACUAACUCGAAUUAAUAUAAAUAUCUAUAAUAUAAUUAAUAUAUUGUUACAAGUAAAUAUGUUGAAGUAAGUGUUACGUACCAUGUAAUUUCAAAUAAUAAUAUGUUAUCUUAAUAACUAACAUAAAUUAAUAAAGUGGAAUAUGUUUAUUGAUCAUUCAUUAUAGUAUUAUCUACAAUAAUAAAAUUUAUUGAAUGUAUACCAUAAAAAGAUAUGAGAUAGAAUUCAAA